AUGUUCUCAGAUGUAUCAAAGAAGAUAGCUGUUAUGCCUAUGGAGAAAGAAGAGAUGCCAGUAAAAUCUAGUCAGUUGUAUUCUAAACUUUUCGAAGAAGCGGAAAAGAUAAAAAACUGGAAGUCCAAACUAGACUCAGAGGUAUCACAGAAAGACAGGAAAUUGCAGGAAAAUAAAAGAACAAUUGAAACCCAGCGCAAGGCAAUUCAGGAAUUACAGUUUGAAAAUGAAAGUCUCAGCAUGAAACUAGAGGAACAAAUCAAUGAAAACACAGACCUGAGGAAUAAGACCAAUGCCACCAGGAAUUUGUGUAAUAUACUUAAAGACACAUUUGAAAGAUCUUCAGAGAACAUUCAUUUAUUUGAAGCUGAAAGAGAAGAAACGCACCACCUCUUCAUGCAAAACAGUGAGACUAUUCAGCGCAUGAUUGAUGCCUUUGAAGGGCUUCGGAUUCAAGCAGAGCAUGACCAGCAAGAAAUGUCAAGAAUCAGAGAGGGCCUACAACAGUUCGAGCAUCUAAAAGAAACAUUUGAAAAGGAAUUCAGUUUGAAAGAAGAGGAGGUUCUAACUCUUCAAACAAAACUUGCUAGUAAAGAGGAUGAACUGAAGGAAAUCUCUGUCAGUCUACAAGAAACCCAAGUGAAGUGCAAUCGUCUCAAUGAGACUGAAGCCCAACAUAAAGACAUGCUUCAGACAUCUAGAGAAGAGCAGGACAUCCUUGCAGAGAAACUACAAAGGACUGAGGUACUCCUCAAAGAAAGUGAGGAGAAAGCAGCAGCCAUUGUGCACACACUGGAUCUUGCUAAACAGGAGCAUGAAAAGAUUAUUGCUGAGAAGGUGGUUAAGCAGGAGGAGCUGAUCACAAUCCAGGAACAGCAGGCAGAUCAACUUUCUGAACUCCAACAGAUAGUUCAGGCUUUGCAGGACACCCUCACAGCUGAGAAACAGAGGGCAGAAGAACUGGAGGUCAUGCUUACCUCAGCAUCAGAGACACUUAACCAGAAAAACUCAGAAUUUGGCAAAAUCACUGAACAGAAAGGAGAAGCAGACAAACAUAUACAAAUGCUUAAAACAGAAUUGGUAUUGUAUCAUUUUUAG
This is a messenger RNA of Sardina pilchardus (European sardine), 1098 nucleotides long. RefSeq names its product synaptonemal complex protein 1-like. Lineage: Eukaryota; Metazoa; Chordata; Actinopteri; Clupeiformes; Clupeidae. Gene Ontology annotation, biological process: lateral element assembly; meiotic DNA repair synthesis; synaptonemal complex assembly. Gene Ontology annotation, molecular function: double-stranded DNA binding. The transcript is spliced from 12 exons. Bases 1 to 1098 code for a protein of 365 amino acids. The record is from RefSeq and is a predicted model, not a curated record. Gene Ontology annotation, cellular component: central element; transverse filament; synaptonemal complex.